Messenger RNA from Varanus komodoensis (Komodo dragon), 2390 nucleotides. It is a transcript of the gene KLHL33, whose product is annotated as kelch like family member 33. The transcript is spliced from 4 exons. Gene Ontology annotation, molecular function: protein binding. The coding region runs from base 1 to 2256 and encodes 751 amino acids. NCBI's taxonomy places the organism in Eukaryota, Metazoa, Chordata, Lepidosauria, Squamata, Varanidae. The record is from RefSeq and is a predicted model, not a curated record.
AUGGACACCAUCCCAGAAGGUCCUUCGGAAUCCCCAAGGGAGCAGCAUUUGGAGCUGCGGAACGAGGCCCAUGUGGAACGGUUCUUUGCUGCAGCUUUGGAGCUGAGAGAACAGCACCAUCUUGUGGACCUGACCGUGACCCUAGGCCAAAGGAACUAUGAAGGCCACGCCGUCCUCCUUGCCGCAGUGAGUUCCGUCUUCCGACAGCGCUUAGAACGAGGGGAGCCAGGUGUGAUGGAGCUCGAUGGUGUGACCACACCACGUGGCUGGGAGGCCAUUCUGAAUUUUGCCUACACUGGGGAGUUAGAAGCUACAUCAGAGACAGCGGAGGAGGUCUUGGAUGCAGCUGAAGCACUGGGUGUCCCUCGCGUGGCUGUGAUUUGCAAGUUGGUAUUGACUGGGACCAAGACAGAGGACAGACUGAGUCCAGCAGAAGAAAAAUGGGAGACCCUACGGAGCUUGGAGCAGUUUUAUGAAGAAGCCAUUGGCUGGGACCUGGAGCUUAAAGCUGAGGGAGAUACCUACCAAGUUCACCGCCUAGCUCUGGCUUGCGGCUGUGAGUUCUUCCAUGGCAUGUUCACCAGCGGCAUGAAGGAAUCUCGGCAGGGGGGUGCCCCUCUCUGCACCCACUUCACCUCCACUGACCUGGGCCUGGUCAUCUCCUUUGCAUAUUCAGGAAUGCUGGUGGGUGGAUGGGAUUAUCUCUUUGAUGCUGCCCAGGCUGCCCUGCAAUACCAGGUCUCCGGCAUCUUGGAACUCUGCCUGGAUCACUUCCAUCACAAGCUGAAUCCUGAAGCCUGCUUGGAUGUCCUCUCCUUUGCCCGGGCCUAUGGCCUCCAUGAUCUGGAAAACACCGCGGAGAAUUUUGUGUUAAGGAACUUUGCUCAUGUCAUGUGCACACCCAAGUUCCUGGACCUCCCCGUCAAUGAGUUAGUGGACUUCCUCAGUUCGGAUGCUCUCUACAUCCUCAAUGAACUGGAGGCCUUCCAAGGAGCUAUUCGCUGGCUGGAUGUUGACCGGGCAGGCCGGAUGCAUUAUGCUGAGAAGGUCUUGUGCUGUAUCAGGUUCCCUUUGAUGUCUACUCGGGAACUCAAGCAGGUGCGGGCAGAAGACAUGAUGGCCUCCCCAGGCCGCUUUUAUAACCUCAUGGUUGAAUCUUUAGCACGCCUCCCUCCAGGCCCUUCCAAGAUGGAGCAACUCCCUUGCCGGGUGAGGUACCCUGAGAAGGUGAUUGUCAUUAGUGGUGGAGAUACCCUGGCUGUGAAUAUGGCCACUCGCAGACCCAGCCAGGACCUCUGGUUCAGCCACCGCUUCCUCAGUGGCAUCGGGUUGGUCAAGCAGGUGGAGUGGCGGCGUCUUGGGGAGCUCCCCGAAGGGCCCCGCUUCCGGCAUGCUGUGGUGGUCAAGGACAACGUGAUGUACAUCUUUGGGGGGAAGCACUACUAUGGGAUCAGGGACACCAUCUGCUCCGUGUUCAAGUAUGACCCCUUCUGUGGCACCUGGGAGAGACUGGCUGACAUGACCAAUUACCGGAGCUACUUCCCAGCAGUCUUUCUGGAUGGCUUUUUCUAUGCUCUGGGGGGCAGCUCCAAUGAUGCUUACUGCCUGGAUUCAGUCGAGUGCUAUGAGCCCCAGAGCAAUGCCUGGAGGCUGUGCACACCUCUGCCCACCCCACUCUGUGGCCAUGCGGCUUGCGUCCUGGACGGAUCCCUCUACAUCUCCGGGGGCAGCGACGGUACCUGCCGCUGCCGCACGACCCUGUUCCAGUAUCACCCGGGCGGCCCGCCCACCCCGCUGGCCGCCAUGCGAGAGGAGCGUGCGGGACACGCCAUGGAAGCGCUGGACGGGCGGCUCUACGUGGCUGGCGGCCUGCGAUGGCGGGACGGCCAUGGGGGCUACGCGGAUCAGCUGGCGUGCGAAGUCUACAGCCCCGGCCUGGACGUCUGGGUUGCCCUCAGCCCUCUUCCGCAGGCCCAUGUCAUUGCUGGCUCUGCGGUCCUGCAGGGGGAGCUGUACCUGCUGGGCGGAUACAGCCACAACACCUAUCGCGACACACACCUGAUCCACUGCUACAACCCAAGCCACGACCGGUGGGUCAAUGUGGGGACUUUACCCCAGGCUUAUGCUGACCUCAGGGCCUGCAUCUUGGACGUCCCUUCCUCCCUGCGGGGAAAGGAGGCCUUGCCUUCCGAGAUCCCCAGCCUGCAAAUCCCUCCGGAUCCUUCAGCUGAAUCCCCACAUCCAAGCCACAGUUAAGGCUCCCCAGCUGCUACUUUGCAGAAAACUUCAAUGCGUUCAGAGGUUUUAGAUCGCUUGUAUCAUUUCUCUGCAGUUGCAAAGAAGAAGCAUUGGAUGUCCAGAUUCUGCUUGUGGUUCUUUAUCUAGGGCAG